Callithrix jacchus (white-tufted-ear marmoset) is the source of this 4991-nucleotide messenger RNA. It is a transcript of the gene ESRRB, whose product is annotated as estrogen related receptor beta. Lineage: Eukaryota; Metazoa; Chordata; Mammalia; Primates; Cebidae. The record is from RefSeq and is a predicted model, not a curated record. Gene Ontology annotation, molecular function: zinc ion binding; steroid binding; nuclear steroid receptor activity. Gene Ontology annotation, biological process: regulation of DNA-templated transcription. Gene Ontology annotation, cellular component: nucleus.
ACCCCAAGUGACUGCUGCACACCACUAGAGGAGUCAUUGUCUUCCACAUCCCCCCCCAUUUUCACUUGCCCUCCCUCAGUUCCUCCUCCCCUUCAUGGUAUAUUUUUCUUCCACACUCUCCUGCGUCCAUCAGUGGCUGUGGAGUCUGCAUGGGGCUCAGUGGAGUUGAAAGUCUAGAGCCUUUUGCUGUUUUGUUUAAGACCUGGUUAUGGUUGUGAGAUUUUUUUUUUUUUUUUGUCAGCUGCCUGUUAUAUCAAUCACAGAGUCGGGAUCUAUUUAUAGGUUGGGAGUACUGUGUCCUUAGUCACAAAGAGACACAGACAGGGGACUGUCAGCUGGUACCGGAGGAGCGGAGCAACGAGUUAUCAGCAACUGCAAGCACCUGAGGGGCCGCGCAUUCCACCCCAGCCCCGUUUUCCACGCCAGCCCCAAGCAUGCUGCUGAAUAGGAUGUCCUCGGAUGACAGGCACCUGGGCUCCAGCUGCGGCUCCUUCAUCAAGACCGAGCCAUCCAGCCCGUCCUCCGGCAUCGACGCCCUCAGCCACCACAGCCCCAGUGGCUCGUCCGACGCCAGCGGCGGCUUUGGCCUGGCCCUGGGCACCCACGCCAACGGUCUGGACUCGCCACCCAUGUUUGCAGGCGCCGGGCUGGGAGGCACCCCGUGCCGCAAGAGCUACGAGGACUGUGCCAGCGGCAUCAUGGAGGACUCGGCCAUCAAGUGCGAGUACAUGCUGAACGCCAUCCCCAAGCGCCUGUGCCUCGUGUGCGGGGACAUUGCCUCUGGCUACCACUAUGGCGUGGCCUCCUGCGAGGCUUGCAAGGCCUUCUUCAAGAGGACCAUCCAAGGGAACAUCGAGUACAGCUGCCCGGCCACCAACGAGUGCGAGAUCACCAAACGGAGGCGCAAGUCCUGCCAGGCCUGCCGCUUCAUGAAAUGCCUCAAAGUGGGGAUGCUGAAGGAAGGUGUGCGCCUUGAUCGAGUGCGUGGAGGCCGCCAGAAAUACAAGCGACGGCUGGACUCAGAGAGCAGCCCAUAUCUGAGCUUACAAAUUUCUCCACCUGCUAAAAAGCCAUUGACCAAGAUUGUCUCAUACCUACUGGUGGCUGAGCCAGACAAGCUCUACGCCAUGCCUCCCCCUGGCAUGCCUGAGGGGGACAUCAAGGCUCUGACCACUCUCUGUGACCUGGCAGACCGGGAGCUUGUGGUCAUCAUUGGCUGGGCCAAACACAUCCCAGGCUUCUCAAACCUUUCCUUGGGGGACCAGAUGAGCCUGCUGCAGAGUGCCUGGAUGGAGAUCCUCAUCCUGGGCAUCGUGUACCGCUCGCUGCCCUAUGACGACAAACUGGUGUACGCUGAGGACUACAUCAUGGACGAGGAGCACUCCCGCCUCGCGGGGCUGCUGGAACUCUACAGGGCCAUCCUGCAGCUGGUGCGCAGGUAUAAAAAGCUCAAGGUGGAGAAGGAGGAGUUUGUGACGCUCAAGGCCCUGGCCCUCGCCAACUCCGAUUCCAUGUACAUUGAGGAUCUGGAGGCUGUCCAGAAGCUGCAGGACCUGCUGCACGAGGCGCUGCAGGACUACGAGCUGAGCCAGCGCCACGAGGAGCCCCGGAGGACGGGCAAGCUGCUGCUGACGCUGCCCCUGCUGCGGCAGACGGCCGCCAAGGCCGUGCAGCACUUCUACAGCGUUAAACUGCAGGGCAAGGUGCCCAUGCACAAACUCUUCCUGGAGAUGCUGGAGGCCAAGGUCUGAUGGCCCUGCACACGGACCAUGCCCACCUACAGACAGACAAACGGACAGACCGAGGUGGAGCCCUCCACAGCCACCAGCCUCCACCUUCAACCCCUGUAUCAUGGCUCUGAGCUGUCCCAGAGGCAGGGGUUUCUCGCUCCUGGCUAUGUGCAGACUCCCGGGUGCAGUGGGGUGGGGGACGGGGAUGGGGGGCAGGGGCGUGGGGCUCGUCUGUAACUGGCUUUUUCUUUGGUAUGUCUUUCCUUCUCCAUGGGCAGUGCAGAGGCCUGGGCCAGGGCUGACUCCCUUCAGGAGUGGAGACCACUGGAGCAAGUGCCCCUCCCCUCCACCAAACCACUAAGAGGCAGCAUGUGCAUUUCCUAACUUCCUUGCCCCCUCCCCCAUCCACGGCCUGGGUGGGCAGUGCUCAGGCUGGGUACUACCUGGAGGUUUUCCUUCCACAGAGGGCAGGUAUGCAAGGGACAACAGCAUCUUUCUUCCAGAGGCCCUGCCUGCUGAGAUCCUCUGGGGCCCCUCGAGAGCCCCAUACCUCCCACAGUCCCCAUUCAGCUUUCAGCCAGGGCGGACCCACAGGAGAGCUCACGUGUUUCCUGGGCACCCCACUCCCUCGCGGCCUGCCCCCUGCCUGUCACCCACCACGCCAGUGCCCACCUGUCCUCCUCCUCUUCUUCUCCCGUAGGGGUCCCCCAUUACUUCCUGACCCUACCUCAGAGCUCACUCACCCAGUGGGUUCAUCAGCCACAGUGACUCCAGGGCCUGUAGACAGGAACGUGCUGGCAUAGAGAAGAGCGGGGGCCACACCGUCCUCCCCAGAACCCUUUCCCGCUUCCUGCCUUCCCCCUGUUCCUGAAGGGCAGGUCUAGGCCAGGUGGGCCCGUGAAAAGCUCAGGAGCCUGGCUUCAUCCAAGAGCACCCUAGGGGGAGGAUCAGGGCAGGAUGGGCAGAGGCCCAGACCAAUCUUCACCAAGCACAGAAAGGCCCAGCAGCUGAGAGAAGUAGGCAGAGGGGCCCCGAAGGGAGGGAGCUCAGCGGGAUGGCCAGACUCAUGCUUCCUGGCUUCCCUUCUCCGCAUCAUGCCACAGGAGGGGGGCCUCCCGCCACCCUUGCACAACCAGAGGUUUGGUGUAGCUCCCCUGGGCACUGCGCGCACACCAGCUCUCUGGCAGGACCCCUGCAGUCCCCCUGACUGCUGUGCCAGGUGACCAAGCAUCCCAGUUUUCCCAGGAUGUUCCUUUGUCCCAGGAAACUCCUCAGCCCCAGGCACAUGGGGACAAUGGGUCACCCCGUUUCUGUGGAUGGCCAUGAAGGUUUUCACUGACUCAAGGGGCAGCCCUGAACACCCAUCUGUGCUCACAGGUUGGUAAGGGCAGCUUAGAGGAUCUCCCAAGGACAAAAGAGUAUCAAGCCAUGAUGGAAAAUGUCCCUUCUAAUGAGCUGCCUGCGCAAGCAGGGAUCAGAGCAACCCCGCGGGGAUCCCGCAUCCAUGCCAUUCUAGUCGAACCUGCCUCAUCGAGAGAGGCAGGCAGAUCUCACCAGGCACUGGGACACCAGGAGGCCAGGUGCCUUUCUGCAGCUUUUCCAUUGAAACCCUGGUCCCACCUCCCUGGCUCUACCUUAGGAACCUCGUGCUGAUGAUGUGCUGAGGUCAUCCAGACAGGAGUGAGGGCUGGCUGAAAUCCACAAACUGCAGAGCAGCUGUCUGAUGGUGUCCCAUAUAGAAAAUGUUAAGGGUUCCGAGAGCCCUCCCAGACCUGGGACGUGUCCACCCCACUCCCCUUGCCUGUGGGGAAUCGGGUCUGAGUCACUUGAGUGGGCAUUGAGCCAUCACCCAGGAUGCUGGGUCCGCACCCUCCACGCAGCCCCUCUUCCCCGAUCUGGGUAGAGGUGCACAUUGGGGCAAAGGCCCUUCCUCAGUGUCAAGAAACACCAGCUGCAAACCAAGUCUAGCACUGUGUUUAGAGGCUGCACCCUGAGGGCCUGCUCUGAGGAAACCUUCAGAGUCGAGACCUUGGGGUGUGCUCCGUGGGGCUCCCUUAGUCUCACUGUGCUGUGUCCUUGCAGUGGGGCCGUGGUGGCACCCUGCUGUGUCACUUCCUGCCACCUGGAGGACUCAGGUGGCAGGGGAUCAUGCCCAGCUAGCAUCUGCUGCCUGUCUUUCCUAGGGAAAGCAUCUCUGGCUCAGUGUGCAACAUCUGGCUUGGAGAGAGUGGGUGUUCUGUGCACCGGGCAGCUGUGCCUCUAGCACAGUGAGGCGGAAGUCCUGAUAGUUGGUGUCCGUGAGGUGGAAGCUGCUUUUACACUUAAAACUCACAUCACAACAGGAAAUGUGUCCGCAACAAUGGAACUCCAUCCAAUGGGAAAGUUCCUGGUACUGAAGGGAUCCAUUGGAUGCUCAGAAAAGAAGUUUAGGAGCCAACUUCUUAGCUGGAAGCCUGGUCAGAUGAAGACCCUCUCUAGGGAAGGGAGAGGACUGACUUAGUGGGAGGUGGUGAAGUGAGGAGAGUUUAGGGGACCCUCCCGCCAGUGGAACAGAACUCAAGUUUACCCCAAACCUGCCAUUUCUGGGAAAUCUGUAAAGAGGAAACAGCCUGUCUCAGUUGUACUCUCAUGAUACAGGUCAUCUGAAAUGAACCAAGAAAUAAAACAAAAGUCCAACCGUGGAGAAGGUGGUACGGCUGGGUUUUGUUUGGUCCCCUUGCCUUCUGAAGUUUCCAGACUGGCUUUGUCACUUUGUGAACUUGUCACGUGUGAAACCCGAUCUUUGCAUUUAGGGAACUUCUUCAGGCCACACUUUAAGAACCAAGUAAGAGGCUCUCAAGACUCCAGCAGAGUCGGGAGGUCAUGGCAGAGCCUUAGAGGAGGCAGAACCUGCAUCCACUUGUGUCGGGGCCCCAUUUCCCCAGAGACUCUGCCCUCCCUCUGUGCAGAUAGGCGUGGAGGGUGACCAGCUUGUGACAAGAAGACUGAAGGGUCCAGAGUCUAUGCUCACGGAACAGCACCAAAGAAAAGCACUAUGUGGAAAGAUUGUUUUAUUUUCUAAUACUGAUGAUAUGGCUGGAAUGGCUUCAUAAGAUGUAUAUAUUUUUUAAAAUGGCGGUUCCCUCCUGCAGCAUCACCUGCCUGUACGACUUUCCGCCUCUGUGUAUGUUCUCCCAGAGACCCCCCAUGUAAAUCAAAUGCCCUAGGAUUCUUCCAUCCUGGUCCCAUGUAUCUGGAAUCUAAUAAAUAAGGAAAGGCCUA